Messenger RNA from Alternaria conjuncta, 525 nucleotides. RefSeq lists its product as uncharacterized. The transcript is spliced from 2 exons. The coding region runs from base 1 to 525 and encodes 174 amino acids. NCBI's taxonomy places the organism in Eukaryota, Fungi, Ascomycota, Dothideomycetes, Pleosporales, Pleosporaceae. The record is from RefSeq and is a predicted model, not a curated record.
AUGGACGACGAAGCCCGACAAGCAAUGGCAAGCAUGAAGAUGCCACGCCGACCCAUCAACUUUGUUUCCGCAAAGCAAGGCGAAAUACUCAAACUAGGCCAAAUUACUUGCAGAGUCAUGGAAGAUGGAUCGCGAACAGACAACCGCAUAGGCUCUGCAGAGUUCACACUGCCUCCAAACACACCUGGGCCGCCAGCACACUGGCAUGAGAUGCACGACGAGACGUUCCUUGUAACCAAAGGAAUGGUUCGGUUCCACGCACCCGACGGCGCCAUACAAGAUGCCUACGUCGGAGACUACGUUACCGUACCCAUCCGCGCACCCCACACCUUCUCGAACCCUACAAACGAAGAGUCCAAGUUCUUCAACACGUAUACCCCCGCGUUUUACAUCGAUUACUUCAAGACCCUGGCUGAGAUAAGUAAGACGGAUGAGAAGAUGAUGAAGGAGAAGAACAUCGAGGUCAUGGCGCGGUAUGCGACACUGCCUGCGCCUGCACAGGAGAUGAUGGAGGAGAAGAAGUAA